Molecule: messenger RNA, 8011 nt
Organism: Arvicola amphibius (Eurasian water vole)
Lineage: Eukaryota; Metazoa; Chordata; Mammalia; Rodentia; Cricetidae
Gene: Ttll4
Product: tubulin tyrosine ligase like 4
Exons: 19
Coding region: 261-3857 (1198 amino acids)
Biological process (GO): microtubule cytoskeleton organization; protein polyglutamylation
Cellular component (GO): cilium
Molecular function (GO): tubulin-glutamic acid ligase activity; tubulin binding
Source: RefSeq, a predicted model, not a curated record
GCGGGCGCUGUUCGCGGCAGGCGGCCAGCGGCGUCGGCGGCGGAGCGCGGGGCGCGUGGCGGAGCGUGGUUGCUAGGGACACCUGAGGUCGCCCGCUCGCCCAGCAGGCGCAGCGAGGAAGCAGCGCGGAGCUGGUGCCAAGCCGCGGUGAAGCAGGGUACCCUAGGCUGACAGAUACAAGGAUGCAGCUGGUGCUAGAGGUGUGUGGCAGCUUACCUGAGCCAGGCCAUGAGGCUAUGUUGCCAUGAUGUGGGCCCCUCAUGGCCUCAGCAGGAACAGAACCCUACAAUAUUGGCCUGCGCCGAGGAAACAGCUUCAAGCAGAGACAUCCCUCAGGCACAGUGUCUGCUUCACCACCUGAGAAACCCUCAGAGGUCAAAGUCUGGUCUCAGGCCCAUCAGCAGGUGAAGCCAAUCUGGAAGCUGGAAAGGAAGCACGUAGGCACUCUGUCAGCGGGGCUGGGCACCAGUUUCUUGGGAGUCCCACCCCAGCCAGCCUAUUUCUUUUGCCCUAGCACUUUAUGUAGCUCUGGGACCACAGCUGUCAUUGCAGGUCACAGCAGUCCCUGCUACCUGCAGUCUCUCCCUGACUUGUUCAGCAACACUCUGUUGUACCGCCGCACCAACGUGAGGCAAAAACCGUAUCAGCAACUGGAAUCUUUCUGCGUGCGUUCCAGCCCAUCAGAGAAAAGAUCGUUUUCUCUCCCUCAGAAGGGUCUCCCUGUCAGUGUCACUGCCAAUAAAGCCACAUCUUCUGCAGUCUUCCCCAUGGCCCAGCCCAUGGCGUCUUCACCCACUGAUCCAUACCUCUCACUGGCAGCAGCUGGGGAAAAUCCUUCAAGGAAGAGCUUGUCCUCAGCCAUCUCAGGGAAGAUUGCAUCUCCUCCACUGUCCUCCUAUAAGCCCAUGCUGAACAACAACUCCUUCAUGAGGCCAAAUAGCACUAAAGUGCCCUUAUCACAAGCCACAGAUGGCCUGAAGCCAGUAUCCUCACCCAAGAUCCAACCUGUCUCCUGGCAUCAUUCAGGGGGUACUGGAGACUGUGUACCCCAGCCUGGUGACCACAAGGGGCCCCAAAGCAUUGGCACUGUCUUAGAUGAUGCCACCGCCCCUACCACCUUAUCUACCCCUAGUACCUUCAACAUAUCCACAGCCAGUGUUACCUCUUCCCAGUGCAGUCAGAGUAACUUUAGGAUGGAGGCACAUCCCUAUGGCCUGGAGGAGAACUCGGAUUCCCAGAGCGCUGCUAAAGAGGUACACUUCACUGAGGCUGUGAGGAAGUUGACUGCAAAAGGCUUUGAGAAGAUGCCACGGCAAGGCUACCAGUUUGAACAGGCUUGUUUUGUGAAUCCCAGCUUCCAGUGGGGUCUUCUCAACAGAAGCAGGCGGUGGAAACCUCUGAUGGGUCAGCGGUUUCCUCAGGAGGACAUUGGAUUAGACAGUGGGAUCCUUCCUGGUGCCUCAGACACCUUGGGGUUGGACAGUACAGUCUUUUGUACCAAAAGGAUCAGCAUUCACCUCCUUGCCUCGCAUGUCCAUGGGCUCAACCCCAGUCCUACCUGUGGGUCUGUAGUUGACCCCCAAUUACUUGGAGAAGACCGAGCUCCUGUUCCCCCUUCUUCCCUCCAGCCUCUAGGUGUAGCUGACGUGGCCACUCGCCUUUCUUCUGUCCAUCUUGACCAGCCUGGGAAGGAACCUGAGGAAGCCAAGGAGCUGAGCUCAUGUGCUGGGGAUAGCCGUUCAGCUACUGACCUCCGGCCAAACCAGGUGGAGCCUGAAGAUACAGAAGAUGAACUAGGUUUGGAAGAUAGCUGCAGCCAUGAUGAAAAUGAAGAAGAGGAGGGAGACUCAGAGUGCUCUUCCUUAAGUAUCGUCUCCCCCAGCGAGUCGGUGGCAAUAAUAUCUCGGAGCUGUGUGGAUUUAAUGUCCAAAUCCCUUCCCAAUCAUGAGAAGGUUGUGCGACCAGCCCUCAUCUACAGUCUCUUCCCCAAUGUGUCCCCUACCAUCUAUUUUGGAACUCGGGAUGAAAGAGUGGAGAAACUUCCCUGGGAACAGAGGAAGCUGCUCCGGUGGAAGAUGAGCACAGUGACUCCUAACAUUGUCAAGCAGACCAUUGGACGGUCGCACUUCAAGAUCAGUAAGAGGAAUGAUGACUGGCUGGGCUGCUGGGGUCACCACAUGAAGUCUCCUGGCUUUCGAUCCAUUAGAGAGCAUCAGAAGCUAAACCACUUUCCAGGCUCCUUCCAGAUUGGGAGGAAGGACCGGCUGUGGCGGAACCUGUCUCGCAUGCAGAGCCGUUUUGGCAAGAAAGAGUUCAGUUUUUUCCCCCAGUCCUUUAUCCUGCCCCAGGAUGCCAAGCUCCUGCGCAAAGCAUGGGAGAGCAGUAGCCGCCAGAAGUGGAUUGUAAAGCCACCAGCAUCUGCUCGAGGCAUUGGCAUUCAGGUCAUUCACAAAUGGAGUCAGCUCCCCAAGCGCAGGCCCCUCCUGGUACAGAGGUAUCUACACAAGCCCUACCUCAUUAGUGGCAGCAAAUUUGAUCUUCGGAUCUAUGUUUACGUUACUUCUUAUGAUCCUCUACGGAUUUACCUCUUUUCGGAUGGACUCGUCCGCUUUGCCAGUUGCAAGUAUUCCCCUUCCAUGAAGAGUCUUAGCAACAAGUUCAUGCACCUGACCAACUACAGUGUCAAUAAAAAGAAUGCGGAGUACCAGGCCAAUGCUGAUGAGACAGCCUGCCAGGGCCACAAAUGGGCACUGAAAGCUUUGUGGAAUUAUCUGAGCCAGAAGGGAAUUAAUAGUGAUGCCAUCUGGGAGAAGAUAAAGGAUGUUGUUGUCAAAACCAUCAUCUCGUCAGAGCCCUACGUGACCAACCUACUGAAGUUGUAUGUGCGGCGCCCCUACAGCUGUCAUGAACUCUUUGGUUUUGACAUCAUGCUUGAUGAGAACCUAAAACCCUGGGUCCUCGAAGUCAACAUUUCGCCAAGCCUCCACUCUAAUUCUCCCCUGGACAUCAGCAUCAAGGGCCAGAUGAUCCGAGAUCUCCUGAACCUGGCAGGCUUUGUUCUGCCCAACAUGGAGGACAUCCUCUCCAGUUCCAGCAGCCCCAGCAGCUCCAGCGGCUCUAGCACAAGCCUGCCAAGCUCUCCUAGGGACAAAUGUCAAAUGACUCCAGAGCAUUUUACUGCACAGAAGAUGAAGAAAGCAUAUUACCUGACCCAGAAAAUUCCUGACCAGGACUUCUAUGCAUCUGUGCUGGAUGUCUUGACACCAGAUGAUGUUCGGGUUCUGGUUGAGAUGGAAGAUGAGUUUUCUCGUCGUGGUCAAUUUGAAAGAAUUUUUCCUUCUCGAAUCUCUUCUCGUUAUCUUCGUUUUUUUGAGCAGCCACGAUAUUUCAACAUUCUCACCACCCAGUGGGAACAGAAGUACCAUGGAAACAAGAUCAAAGGAGUAGAUCUGCUCCGGACUUGGUGCUACAAAGGCUUCCACACGGGGAUCGUCUCUGACUCAGCUCCACUGUGGUCUCUGCCAACAUCACUCAUGACUGCCUCAAAGGGUGAUGGGACAUCCAGUGCCAGCAGCAAAUCAGAACGCAUCAGGUCAAGAAAGCAAAGCCGCUCUGAUGGAAACAUGUCAUCCUCUGAAGAUGGGACAACAUCUAAGCCCAAGAAGAGUCAAGCUGGCCUUUCCCGCAUAUCCAGGAAGACUUCAUCCUCAAAGAACAAUGAGAACACCAGCAAACAGCCCAACCGCUCUACCCAGGUGUUACCUGUACUCAAGUACUCUGGGCAGAAUUCCAGACUUUCUGCUUCCUCCGCUUCCCAGUCAGCCAGUGACUCCCUCCUGACUGCUGUGAGCCCAUGACUGGUCUCCUGCGUGGGAGCACUCAGCUACCUCAAGGGAACCAACCUGCUGACCAGCCUGAGCCUCUCUCCCCCUCCACUUUGCCCCUCAUCAGAGUAUUUUUUGAAGUGGUUCUAUUGUAGAUAUGGGCAUCUGGAGGGCUGGAGGGGGGUGGUGAUGGGAGAAGGUAAAGAAGGUUCACCCUCUGUCGCCUCACUUCCUGCCUGGCACCUCAUAUCUUAGUAGAGAUGCCAGUGAUGGCCAAGCAGCCUUAUAAAGCAGGGUUUGGUUUCUAUUCUGAGAGCCAUGUGUGAUUUAUUUGAGGCCCUCAUGCAGGGCUUGAGUGUUGCUCACGAGGAGAAAACGUGCUAAACAGACAAAAGUCUCUUGUUCUGUAAUUGAGAGGGAUUCCUUUAAGGUCUUGAUUUCCUUAGGUCUUUUGUUCCCUACACAUCUUUGUCUUGAAGAGCCAUUUUUAGAAACUCCUAGUCUUAACAAGACAAGCAGGGGAAACCAUGACAGGCUGCACCCAUUUCCUGGCAUUCUGGUCUUGGGGUGACCUCCAUAACAUAUCUCAGUUAAUGUUCCACCCAAUCAGUAGCCCCUCUAUCUUCUGCAUCUCACAGGGCUCCAGAGAAGGAGCCUAGAUGAUUUUAAUCGUGAUUGUGUAGAGGAGGGUGGAACAAGCUGUUGUCUUCUCAACACAGAGAGUCUUUAAUCAGUAUUGCUUUGAGCAGGGUUUGGUGCCUUGGCAGGCAGGUUUUAGCACAAUCAUUUUUGUGGACAGACUUCUCAUCUCUGACAGUUAAUAUUCAGCUAAAUCUACCUCCCUUCUGGACUCAGUAAACACUGAGCACCAAAUAAACACUGCCUGAGUGAACUGUGCACACAACUCUCCAAGGACACUGGCCUCUGAACCAGAAGCACUGCUGUUCUCCCCACUGUGGGCAAGUAGAGCCUAAGGAAGCCCAAGGUGGGAAGAGUUUCACUAAACUAUGGUCUUCCGUAGCCUAGCACUCCUCCUCCCUGGGACCUACAGUGUCUCUAGUUUUUCUAGCAGUGGAGCACAUAAGAAGCCAAUUGGCCCCAUGUCUGCCCUUUGCACACCAGGUUGGAAGCCCAUCAACUCAGUCUCACCCUGAUCUUAUACUCAUUCUUUUGAGUUUUGGAAAGAGGAAAACUUCUUUCUUUAUGGGUCCUGGAGUCCUGUGGAUAAUUGGCAUGGAUACCUGACUGGGUUCAAGGUUACAGAGUAGGUAGAAGUGACUGUCAAGCUGGAUAGCAAAGUCCUCAGCAGUACUUUCUGUUCAAUGAUAAAGACUGCAAAAUCAGUCCGCAGUGGGAGGGAGAGUUCUGGAAAGUCUGAUAUCAAUAGCCAACACCCUCUUGUCCUCCUGGUUACAGUAUUCUAGUAUACACGUGACAAAGAGAAAACAGGCCUCCACUCAGCAACCUUGUGCCUAAUGCAUGUCUCUGGGCAGAGGCCUAAUUGAACCAGUUUAUUCCUUGAAAGUGAACUUUCCUCAGUUCCCAUUAACAGUCAGGGUCCAACCACACAACUGCAUAGAAGGACCAGCAUUGCAGCAGACUGGGGUCCACCAGGGAGAGGGACUUGGGGACCCCCUGAUGAGACAGCAGUACACUGGCAGUUUCUGUUUUGUGUUCUGAGGAAAGGCCUCACUUUGUGACUCAGGCUUGCCUCACAAAUGCUAGGAUAGUCUGUGCAUUGUUGUGCCCAGCCACACACUGAAUUGAAUCUUCCUUACAUUUGAAGGUCUAUGGGUCUGUUUUGCUAGUGGGAGAAAAAUUAGGGUUUAUGUAUUGCCUCACCUUUCAUUCUCAAGAAAAUAAAAUCUUGGUAAAUUAUUUCAUUGCAUAUUUAGCACUGACUAGUUAACAGUAGAUAAUAUUCGGUUGAAUUGAGGGAGUUUUAAAAAGUAAUCGUUUUUGAGAGUUUUAAAUUUGGAAGUGUAGUUGAAUACAUCAGAAUUAUCAGAAUGCAUCAGUUGUUUUCCCAAGUUAAGAGCUUUCCCAGCCUCUGGAAGAACAGAAGCAAAUGCUCCUGAGUCAAGGAAUGAAAUAGUCUUUUUCACUGUAGUGUGAAUGUGAGACCUACCCUGCAGGGUUGUGAAAAAUCUAAGCAAACAAAAGGACUGAGAAUUAUUCUGUGCAAGAAAUGUAAAAAUCUCCCCUUGAAAUGGCAUGGUGGCUCAUGCCCUUAAUCUCAGCACAUUGGAAGCAAAGGCAGACCAGUAAAGCUCUUCCUUAAAGGAAGGGGCACAGCUACAGAGAUAUCCUAGAAGAGGCCAGAACAGUUUCUAGACCCUCACUGCUCUUCACCUAGUGCUCAUCAAAGCACAAUUUUCUUCAUCAUUCCCAUGGAAUCUCUUGGCCGGUUUAAUAUUUACAGCAUGUGAUUGUCCCAGGGAGGGGAACAUUAAGUAUCCUGAAUAUGAAUGUGAAUUGGUAAUUUGGUUAUCCUAAGCACCUUGAUUGACAAAGAAUAAUAAGAGUGAGUGAGUACCUAGUGUCUUAGACUAACAGCACAGAAGAUUCGGAAUCAAAUAGGAACCAGAGGAUUGCUGUGUGGACCUAGCAACGGUGUUGGGAUGGUGUCACUUCGGGUCCAUUCUCGGGAUGGCAUCUAUUUUGCUGAAAGUGACUUCCCAUCGCCAUAGCCAAAGAACAUUCGGUGGUUUCUGCGGCAGCUCAGCACUGCUGAAUUAAAGGUUAAUCCACACACAGCGAUUUCCAUGUCCUGCAGCAGAAUUUGUUACCUGGAAUAAGGUGAUGAGAGGCUGCUAGGGAGCAUCCCCUGUUGGCUUCUUGUUAGUGCUGAAGGCUCCCUCUGCUUACUGCUCGUGUUUAGUUUGCUUUGGGCCUGGAAACAGUGACUUUCAGAGAGCUGUAUUUUGUCACUUGGGAUUUUGAUCCAGCCUCUCCAGCAACGCCUAGCCCUGAACAUUCCUCUAAUACCUGGGGACCUGUGUGGACUCAUUGGACCUCCCUUCGUCAGCUUCAGAUAGUGGGAGCAGCAAACAGUCUUAGGUCGGUCUUAGUGAGUUUCUGAUGGAGAGAUCACAGCAUUGUCGACAUCAGUCUAAGACCCAUUUGUGCCUUAGCCAGCAGAUGUGCAGAGACUGGGAAUACCACCGGUCAACAUUUGAAAUGUCUCUCUAUCUUCUGAAUUUCAGUUUAGUUACCAGGUAUAUCAAUCUCUUGGAUGUAGUUAUGGGGAUUAAAUUGGGUGUAAGACAUCUAAAGAAAAAAUGCCUCGCAUUGUAGAUUUCAAAUAAAUCCUAAAAUAUCAAUGAUCAUCAAGCCAUAUCCUUGGAGUUGCAGCAACAGUACCAGGGGUUUCAGAGCUGUAACAGCUUAGCAGAUGUUCUCAGACCUGUGGUGGCUGUGUCCGACAGUCGGUGCUUCUAAACAGUACACAACUGUUUAACAUUUGCAAGGUAUUGAGUAUGAUAAUAAUCUAGACACCAUUUGAAGUCCACCAGAGAUGUGCGCAGGUUAAAUGUGGCAAAUGAUACUCCAUUUUCCUAAGGGAUUGAAACAUCUGUGUGCUUUGAUACUGGAAGGUCCUAGAACCAACCCCCACAUGGACUGGAGAACUCACUUUGAUUCUGCCCAUGGGAGAUGAGAGCUGUGGAUUUGACCAAGAUAGUUAGCUUGAAAGUUUAGAGCCCUAUCAGCUGCCAGGGGCACAAGUAAAACUUACACUAAUAGGCUCAAAUACUGAAAUGUCCCUGCCUGGAAAUGCAGUCAUCGGUAGAAAUGCCUGUAUUGUUGGCAAGGAUGCACAGGUUCAUUGAUUGCCAGCUUGGCUGUUUAGAAAGAACAUGUGGUCAGAAAAGAAUAGAUGAGCACAUCUGUUCAAUAUAUACAGUUUAGACAUAAGAGGAAAAACUGGGCUACGUGAAAGAAGUCAGAAACGUGUUUGUGCUUCCUGAUUCCAUUCUAGAAAAGGACAUGGGCGUCACAGACAGCAGGGACUGCCUGGGAUUGCCUAGUUAUUGCCUAUAGAUGACUGAGGGGUUGGGGGUUGUAGAGAGCUACAUUGGAGUAUUCUUGUCUUAAUUGUGGUUGUCAUAACUUUAUAUAGUUGGCAGACAUCAAAAUUGUACAGUUGAAAUGAGUAUAUACAUAAUUAAAUAAAGCUGAUAUUCUUU